AUGGCUGCCACGCAAACGAUUACAGUCCCCCACCUGGGCGGCGUCAAGGCCGGAUACGCCUUCGCCAAGGGCCAAUACGAUCCCUCCAAGCCAACAUGCGUGCUCAUUAACUCCAUGUGUAUGACCGUGUCUCUGUACCACGACCAGUUCACCAACGAUGCCCUGAACGACGCCAUGAACCUCUUGGCCAUUGAGCCGCUCGGCCAUGGCGCGACCAGUUCCCCAUCCGAGCACUUUACCUACUGGGAUUCUGCCCACAUGGCCUUGCAGGUCAUGGACCACUUUGGGAUUCAGAAAUCCUUCGCUCUAGGCACAAGUCAGGGCGGGUGGAUCGUGACUCGGAUGGCCCUUCUAGCCCCAGACCGGAUUGUCGGUCUGAUGCCUCUGGGAACGUCGAUGGACUAUGAAUCCCCGGAAUCGCGAUCCAAGCAAUGCUGGGACCCCGCGGCGAAUCUGACGGUGUUUUAUGAGAAGUGGACUAGUCCCUCGGCUACACCCGAUUUUGUGGUGGAUGAUGUCUGGUGUGGAUUGGUCGGUGGGAUUGGCUUUGGUGCCGCUGCCACCGCCGAGCGAUCCGCCUUCUGGACGCAGACUUUGAAAGACGUCUACCAGGGCGACGAGGGCCGGAAAAAGGUCCGCAUGGCGCUCAAUUGCCUGCUGGAGAGGGACGGGCUGCUGCUUCGUAUCGGUGAUAUCAAAUGCCCUGUUCAUUGGCUGCAGGGCACCGAAGAUGUUCCGUUCUCGACGAUCGUGCCGGCGGAGCACAUCACGCGUUUCACCUCGUCGGUGGAUGCGAAACUCGUGAUGAUCGAGGGCGGCGCGCAUUAUCUGAAUGCUACUAACCCCAAAGAAGUAAACGAGGCCUUGUUGGCGAUGGUCCAGACAUACGGCUCGACGGCGUAG
Penicillium nucicola is the source of this 903-nucleotide messenger RNA. RefSeq names its product alpha/beta fold hydrolase. The transcript is spliced from 3 exons. NCBI's taxonomy places the organism in Eukaryota, Fungi, Ascomycota, Eurotiomycetes, Eurotiales, Aspergillaceae. The record is from RefSeq and is a predicted model, not a curated record. Gene Ontology annotation, molecular function: catalytic activity. The coding region runs from base 1 to 903 and encodes 300 amino acids.